UAACCAAACAAAAUUAUCAUUUGUCACUUAACAACAACAAUUUCUGUGCCGCUUUUUCUAAGAAAAACGUUAAUAUUACAUUUAUUUAUAAGACAAAUAUAGUUGAAUUAGGUUUAAUAUGAGUGGGCCUAACGGCAUGUUGUAUGGAGGCGAUGAGAUAGGCGCGUUAGUGUUUGAUCCGGGCCACCAUUCGUUGAGGGUUGGGUAUGCUCAAGAAGAUACUCCAAAAGCGGAUAUACCAGCAGUGGUAGGAGUUGGUCCUGCUACUCACAUCCCAGAUCCUGAGGAAAAAGUCCCUGAUGGCAAUAUCACUCAAAGCGGCAACAAAACAGGCAACGAGUUGCGUCACUACAUCGACGUGACAGAACUGCACGUGCCACGGCCCGGCAUGGAGGUGCAGACGUACAUGAAGGAUGGACAAGUCGACAACUGGGACCUGUUUGAGAAGAUGCUUGAUUACUGUUACGCUAAGGUGAUCCGUUCCCCCUCGGAGCACCACCCAGCGCUGUUUACGGAGGCGGUGUGGACACAGAGACCAGCGAGGGAGAAGCUCGCUGAACUGCUCUUAGAGAAGUACCAGGCUCCAGCUUUCUUCCUGGUGAAGAGUGCGGUCGUGGCGGCGUUCGCUAACGGCAAGUCCACGGCGCUCGUAGUCGAUGCCGGCGCCAGCCAGACCUCCGCUGUACCCGUUGUGGACGGGUACGCGCUAGUGAACGCUGCAUUUCGGUCCGCUGUUGGCGGCGACCACUUGGCCGCACAAGCGAAGAACAUGCUCAACAACAUGCACAUACAAAUGCUGCCUGUUUAUAGUAUAGCGAGUAAAGAAGUGAUCCGCGAGCGGGAGCGCGCCCGCUACACGCUCAAGACGUUGCCGGCUGGACUGACUACGUCCUGGCAGCAGUACAUGCUGAAGAGACAGUACGAGGAUUUCUGCCAUUGCGUCGCCCAGAUAUCGGAGAGUCCUUAUGAUGAGCGCACGGCGGCGUCGGUUCCCGGGGUACACUACGAGUUCCCGGGCGGGUACCACCAGGAUUUCGGCCCGGAGCGGUUCAAGUUGACCGAGUGUUUGUUCGAGCAGACCGUCGGCGCGCCGCAUUUGGUAUGCGCGGCGUGCGCGGCGUGCGACGCGGAGGCGCGGCCGGCGCUGUGGGGCGCCGUGGUGGCGUGCGGCGGCGGCGCGGCCGCGGGCGGCUGGCUGGAGCGCCUGGCGCGCGAGCUGGCGGCAAGGGCGCCCUCCUCGCACCGCCUCAAGACGCACGCCGCGCCCUCGCCCAACGAGAGGAGGUUCGCCGCCUGGAUCGGUGGAUCAAUCCUAGCGUCGAUAGGCUCCUUCCAGCAGAUGUGGAUAUCCUCCCAGGAGUACGACGAGGGAGGCAAGGGACAACUUGAGAGGAAAUGCCCUUAACUGAGAGGAAAUUAUAUCGUGUUCUAUUUGCGCACUAGCAUAACGCUUAGACAGCAGGAGUGAAAUAUAAAGUACAACCUAGUGUAAAAGGAAGAAUUUAGGUAUUUUACUGAGUCGAAGAUAUAUAAUGUUAAUCUAGAAAUAGAAGCCAGUCUAAGAUGAUCAAAAAUCAUUCUCAUUUUUCUUUUUGACUUGUUUUCAAAUGUCCAAUUUUGUGAGUUUGACCGCUUUUUAGGUAACGUCAUAUCGCGUUAUUUCCAUACAAAAUUUUUACCAUGCUAGAGCGCAAAUAGUACAGUAAAUUCCUACAGUAAAAGAUCAGAAAAGCAUUCAGGAGGUAACGAAUUGAUUUCGCUAUUUUUUGUAAUUGAUUACAUGAUCAACCCUGGAAUAUAAUAUUUGUAUUGAGUUGUAUGAAUCGAGUGAUAAGAGAAAGUGUGUAUUGAAAAUGAAUGAAUUUUGUAUUGUGCACUGAGAAAUAAAUGUAUUAUUAAGUACAAGA
Molecule: messenger RNA, 1907 nt
Organism: Pectinophora gossypiella (pink bollworm)
Lineage: Eukaryota; Metazoa; Arthropoda; Insecta; Lepidoptera; Gelechiidae
Gene: Bap55
Product: actin-like protein 6B
Exons: 9
Coding region: 119-1405 (428 amino acids)
Biological process (GO): regulation of transcription by RNA polymerase II; nervous system development
Cellular component (GO): NuA4 histone acetyltransferase complex; SWI/SNF complex
Molecular function (GO): chromatin binding
Source: RefSeq, a predicted model, not a curated record